Molecule: messenger RNA, 1482 nt
Organism: Electrophorus electricus (electric eel)
Lineage: Eukaryota; Metazoa; Chordata; Actinopteri; Gymnotiformes; Gymnotidae
Gene: rasd2b
Product: RASD family member 2b
Biological process (GO): signal transduction
Molecular function (GO): GTP binding; G-protein beta-subunit binding; GTPase activity
Source: RefSeq, a predicted model, not a curated record
UUUAGAUUUAGAGCUAGACGCUCGGUUGUCCACUGCAGACUGGAGGAGCCUACUGCUUUCUGCAGUAGCGUUCAAUUCAGACCCAUUUCUACCCGUCACAACCAAAGGAAUGGAGAUCAAGUCGAAUGCUGUUAUAUCUGCGGGGUCUCCAAACCCAGCUGUAUCAGUCAUUCCGCCUGGUUGUGCACUUGGUGCGCCGAAGUUCCCUGCGCGCUCUUCUAAAAUCUUACUCGCAUACAAAAGCGCCACGCAGCAUCUGAACGCGACAGGAUUCCGAGUCACUACCAUCUCCAAAGCUGGAAUGGGGAUAGUCAAACUGGCCACGACUCAGCUAAAACACCAGGACAAGAAAGUGAGAGUGGGGAGGACAUCUGGCGCCGGCAACCGCCGUCCGUCAGUGGACAGCAGCACGUCUAAGAGAUCCCCUUUGGACCAGCUUGCUGCGCUCAUGCUGCACGGUCAAGCUCGGUUUCGGCAACUCAGUCAGGAGUCUCCGUGCGACACAAAACCGCAGAACUGCCGGCGCGUCGUGGUGCUGGGCGCACCGAGAGUCGGAAAAACGUCCAUCCUGCGGCGUUUCCUGCGAGACGGCUUCGAGGAGCAGUAUGAGCCCACGUCCGAAGACUUUCACCGGAAACUGUACCACAUCCGCGGAGAGACGUACCAAAUAGAGAUCCUGGACGCGUCUGGUGAGAGAGACUUCCCGGCAAAGCGCAGGCUCUCUAUUCUUACUGGUGACAUUUUCCUACUUGUCUUCAGUCUGGAUGACCGUAGCUCAUUCGAAGAGGUGUGCGCGCUGUGGUCUGAGAUAACGACAGCCAAAUCCGCAUUGCUUAAAUCCAAAGGGAAAGCCAACGUGCCCACGGUGGUCUGUGCAAACAAAGUGGACUUGCCGACCGAGCAACACGCCGUGUCGCGAAUGGAAGUGCAUAGUGCCUUCGCGGACGGCUGCGCGUUUUUCGAGACCUCUGCCAAAGACAGUGUGAACCUAGAGCAGGUAUUCGAAGCUCUGGCGAAGCGAGGCGGACUGCCUCUUGAAACCGGCCCCUCGCAGCAUCGCAAGGUGUCCAUCCGGUCGUACCAGGCGCUGCGCGCGGCUCGUCAGGUCGGCAGAGGGGGCAAGGCAGACAUCGCGUGCGGCGUUCUCUAUCCUCUUGCUCGUAGACCGAGUUUCAGCACGGACCUCCGGCUGGUCCUUGCCUCUCAAUCCAACAGAAAGCCGAGCAAACCGAAUAAAAAAUGUAAAAUUCAGUGAGUCAUGGAAGAGGCAGAGUUUUUCUCCAUAUGAUUUUGGAGCAAAGGACAAGCUAACUGACAUUAAGUUUGCAUUUAUUUAAAUGUAAAUGUUGUGCAUUUAUCAACUAGUACUUCCCUGUAGAGUUUUAAAUAAUUUUAUUUACUGUAAGCUUUGUUGUUAAAGUGUAACAGUAUUUGUGGAAAUGCCAGCAAUGUAUUUUAAAAAAACUAUAUUAGCACUCUAUG